Molecule: messenger RNA, 711 nt
Organism: Impatiens glandulifera
Lineage: Eukaryota; Viridiplantae; Streptophyta; Magnoliopsida; Ericales; Balsaminaceae
Product: cytochrome B5-like
Exons: 4
Coding region: 143-553 (136 amino acids)
Cellular component (GO): intracellular membrane-bounded organelle; membrane
Molecular function (GO): heme binding
Source: RefSeq, a predicted model, not a curated record
UUCUUUUCAGCUUCAGUCAGUGUACGAGUCUUGAAGAGAAAUUAGAUCUCGAAGCCAUCAAAAGCGGCUGCUGCUCCUCUCUCUCUCUUCCUGGGUCCAGCAUCCAUCAUCUCUUUCACAUCCCCAACUCCGGCUAGAAUCCAUGGCUGAUAAUCUUAAAGUUCAUUCCUUUGAAGAGGUUUCCAAGCACAAUAAUCAGAAGGAUUGCUGGAUGAUCAUCUCCGGAAAGGUGUACGAUAUCACCAAUUUCUUGGAUGAUCAUCCUGGAGGUGACGAAGUCUUGAUAACAGCAACAGCGAAAGACGCAACUGAAGAUUUUGAGGAUGUUGGUCACAGCAAAGCUGCCAUAGAGAUGAUGGAGCAGUAUCUGGUUGGUGAGAUUGAUGUUGCCACCCUUCCAGGGAAGAAGAAGGAUCAGCACAACCUGUCUUCAAAAGGAUCAUCAGCAGAAAAUGACUCAUCUUCCACCUUUAUAAAGAUACUGCAGUUUCUCGUGCCCCUCUUGAUAUUGGGUUCGGCAUUUGUUUUGAGGCAAUAUGGCAAAAACGAGUAAGUACUGCAUCAGCGUUUGUGUUUGUUUGUUUUUUCAAAUAAGUUGUUUAGCCCUUGCCCGUUUUCAAGGUAGGAGAAUCUGGAUCAUAAAAAUUGCGUAAUGGAAUUUGUGUUAACAUCAGUUAUUGCAGCAGUCAUUGUAUUAUCAUUUUGGAUUCA